CGGUCCGCCUUUAAGUUACUCCAUCAUCGUUGGAGGUGAAGACACCAAACUACGACAGACUAUAUAGUCUUGACCAUUGACAUUUGCGUGUGAAGUCGGCUCUAUCACAAUGUUUAGAGGUUUGGAGAUUUCCGUGCUGUUUGUCCUUUUAGGUUUGACAGUGAGCGCCAUCGAAAUAGUGGAUAGAGAAGAGUUACAGAAGAGGGUUAUCGAAUCAUGCCCCGACCCUCCCUGUGACGUGUGGCCAGAACAACUAUUACGGCUGCCAAGCAACGAUUAUGCUCUGUUAGAGAUACAUCGCGAGAAAGUGCCGAAUUCAGACGAUAGGAGAAAGAAAGGGCCAGUUGCAGUGAAAAUCAAGUAUGUGGAAACAUUCAAAAACAUCCCAGUUUUUGGACAAAACGUGGUAUUGGAAAAAGUUGAAGUGAAGGACUAUGACAAGAGAAGUAAAAAAGUUAUGGCAACUGGGGGUUUCCGGCAGUUUGUUUAUGGCACCAUCGCUGAAGGCAUCGAACAAGAUCUUGAGUCCUUUAUACCAGAGUUAACCGUUGAAGAAGCACUGAAAAUUGCUAUUAACAAUGAAAAACAACAGAAUACAUCUCUCAUCGUCUUUGAACCCAAGCGUGAUGCAUCACUGCAGAUCUACAUGGAUGAAGGUGGCAAGGUCAGACUUGCCUGGUAUCUUAAUUAUAAUGUCGAAAAUUCAACGGAACCCUCUCGCCCUUUUUACUUCAUCGACGCUUUAGAUGGAACCAUUUUGAAGCACUGGGAAUCCAUUGGUUUCUACUCCAUGACAGGUGUACCUGGUGGAAAUGUCAAGACUGGACAGUGGAAGUACGGAGAACUGCGAUGGGCAGGAAGACCGCUGGACGUGUUUCAGUUCAGUGCAACUUGCUUCUACUUCAAUGCCGAUGCAAGGGUCACCAACUGUGGUAAUAGUUGGGCUUGCAGCUGCGCCUCUGGUCCCGUGGCAACGGCUCUGUGCGCGACGGGCAUCGUGGACGCCAUCAAUGGUGCUUACUCUCCUUUACAUGACUCCUUCUACUUCACCAAAGCUGUGUACGAUAUGUACCGCGACUGGUUCAGUGACUUUACACUGCCAACCAACUACGGUGCCAUGCGUAUCCGAGCCCAUUACGGCGUCAACUACCAGAAUGCUUUCUGGAAUGGCAUGUGUACCACAUAUGGCGACGGGUUUACAACAUUUUAUCCCUUGGCUGUGGCCGAUGUGGUGUCCCACGAGCUUGGCCACGCCUACACGGAAGCAACCUCAGGCCUUAUUUACGCUGGGCAGUCCGGUGGGAUGAACGAAGCCUUCUCAGAUAUAGCAGGCGAGGCGUUUAAGUACUAUCUCCGGGGGCAUAACGACUGGCGUCUCGGGCAUGACAUCAUGAAGAAUGGAGACGCGUUACGAUACAUGAUGCACCCGCCUAUUGCUCCUCCUUCUAUCCAAUGUGCUCGCUAUUACCAAGGUCAGGGUGUCCAUUACUCCAGUGGCAUUUAUAACAAGGCAUUUUACAUCUUAGCUACGACACCCGGCUGGACCACCAAGAUUGCAUUUGGAGUGUUUGCGAGAGCCAACAGACUAUACUGGGUCAGUAACAGCAACUUUAACUCUGGCUCAUGUGGGGUGAUUCAAGCGGCAUGGGACCUUGGCCACAAUACCCAAGAUGUGGCUGAUGCUUUCGCACAGGUCGGGGUAUUUUGCAAAUGCCCUCCUGGUUUCGUUUCAAGGAAUUCUUGGUCUUGUUACAAGUUCGUACGAGAUGUGGCCAGCUGGGCAGAGGCGAAUGAAUACUGUAGAGCCAUCGGAGCGAAACUAGCUGUGAUUGAAGACACCUCUGAAGAGAACUGGGUCGAGAAUUAUGUUACCCAACGCCAAAGCUUCUUCACGGAUACUCAUCGGGUAAAAGAUUACCCGGACUUUUGGAUCGCUGGUAAUGACAUCGCUAGAGAUUACCUCUGGAAGUGGGCUCACAAAGGAAAUCUUGGAGGCACAACGAUCACCACUUUCGAUUGGCUGUGGGGUCAACCUAACAACGUCCACAGAAAUGAGCACUGCCUGGCAUUAAAGCGUGGGAUGCACCCUACCAUUAACACAGUCCGGUAUGGUUGGAACGACGACGAUUGCUCGUUGAAGAAGUUCUAUAUUUGUGAAAAGACCUGCUACUAAAUGUGUACGCGAGUACCUUCCACGGAAUACAUUGGACUACUAAUAUUGCAUCAAGUUGUUGAGCAUGACAGCCUCUCAAUUAUUGUAUACAUUUAGAACAAAAAGGAUAAUAAAAGCUUCUCAACUA
Messenger RNA from Lingula anatina, 2300 nucleotides. RefSeq lists its product as uncharacterized. NCBI's taxonomy places the organism in Eukaryota, Metazoa, Brachiopoda, Lingulata, Lingulida, Lingulidae. The record is from RefSeq and is a predicted model, not a curated record. Gene Ontology annotation, molecular function: metalloendopeptidase activity. Gene Ontology annotation, biological process: proteolysis.